UUUGUGCCUCAAAUGCUCUCAGGAACCAUCCAGGUGGGAGACAUGUAGCUGAACUUUUUAGGUGGAAGGAAGGGAAAACUACAAAAACUUCCAGCCAAAGUCUGCAGUGCAUCCUGGGAAAUAAACUAACAUGGUUCCAGUUAUGGUGCAGCACACCUCGACGCAGAGCUCCUCCAGCGGCAAAGCUACACUUCCUCCCACCAGCUUCCCACCUACACUACAUCACACCUUCCUGCUGCAGCAGGAGCACUUGACUCAAGCAGUAAUACUUCUGAGACCUCAAUCAUGAGCUUCCUGUCAGCCAUGGAGUCUAGAAGCCUUCAGGCUGGUCCUGUUAGUGCCUCACUGCUUCCUCCUUUUAGACCCCCAUCAUGGCCUGCUGGUACCAACUCGUCUACCACAGAGCUGUAUUUGACCGGUGCCCUGCCUUCUACUGCCACUUUCCCCUCUCCUGCUGCUCUGUCGUCCUAUCAGCACGCUGGUGCCUACCCUUCCAGGAGUUAUGCUACCAACCCUUCCUUGGCUCUCCAGGAUCCUGCCUUCAGCACUUCCACCAAUGGCCUGUUUUCACACCAUGACCCCCUCCUCCAUCUCAAAUCAAGCCCGACUGUGCUCCCCACCGCACUGACCUUCAACCAUCUCUCUGCCCCCACUUUGGGCUCGGCUCUGCCUGUGCAGUCCUCCACUUACCGCUCAGCCCAGGAGUCAGCUCCCCACCUCCUACAACCCCAGUUCAGCCUGCUACCUUCUGGUCUCCCGACCCCUCACGGUGCCCCGCAACCCUACGGGGCCACGGUUUUCUCAGGCUCUAUUGAAAGAGCUCUUCAGCGCGAAUGUAGUGUAAUUAAACACCACCAGAGGCCUUCCAGCGCAGCCUCUGAGCAACUGCCCAAUUCAGAGCACUCCUUACAGGGGUACUUUGGCUCUGGCAGUGAUGUGGAUGUGUCCUACCAGCAGGACCCAUCCCGUCAGACCCCAGUGUCCUGCAGCCCUUCCACAGGAGCAGAUUCCUCUCAGGGGGUCAGUCGUGCUCCACAACCCAAAACAGACGCAGUAACUCAAGCUUAUUCGUCCACUUCUUUGCCGAAGGCUAAAGACUGCUCUUCCAAACUAGCUUCACACACUGCUGGGGGUGAAGAGAGUCACAAGCACUCGCAGAACCAUACCCGAGGGUCUCCUGAGCAAUAUUCCUCCCCAGGACAGAAGCAGAAUUCGGUGAUUGCUAAUCAGCAGUCGGUCCAGCUAUCCAACCUAAUGUCUAGCAGUCUGUCUCAAACCUACAUCACCCCCCACACUCAGUCACAGCCCUCCCAUUCUACCACAGAAAAACUUUCCCCCCUAUACAAGACUCUCCCUUCCCUUUCCAGCCAGUCUGAUAGCGUGGGAUCUGUUAGUCAGACUCUUGUUUACUCCUCCAGUCCCGGGCUGAGCCAGGAGCAGGAGAUCCAGUAUGGAGCUCAGGUCCAGGGCUUGUGUCAGGGAAAUCUCUCUGAGAGUUACCCCACAUCCCACUCUCAGGGUGCCCCGAAUGUGACUUUUACAUCUCAGUCACAGGGGCAAGCUUCGGCGACUCAGUCUCAGAGCUACACCACAGGACAAUCCCUUAACCAAUCCCUGAACUCCUCUUACCCAGCCACAUGUGUGCGAAAUCUGCCCACAUCAAAUUCUACACAGGACUACACUCUCAUGCAGGCCUCAGUGGGAGGUAAAACACAUGACACUCUGUCCCAGCAGCAGACACAGGCCCAUAAAUACAUUUUGUCUGCACCAUUGCCUACCUACUCUUCAAAUGCUCAAGCCUUACAGAAUAAUAUCAGAUCAUCAAUACAGGAUAUAAAGCCAACAUAUGGCAAACAGAAACUUGAAGAGCUUCCUAUCCAGGACCUUGAUGCUCUCCAGCAGGCAUCUAUGGAGGCCUCUGCCGCAGCUAACAAUAUGUCCGCUCACAACAAUGUCAUCUAUGUGGUUUCCAAAAUGGACGAUCAUCACAAAACACAAAGUGUUAUCCGAAGCAAUUCACGCUCUGAUGACCAGCUCAUGGGACUAGGUCAUACAAACGCAGCACAGGUAAAGGUUGAAAGGAUGGGUGCUUUGAGCCAACAGCACAUUCAUCUAAGCAGUGCCAAUGGUCAGGAAACUGCCAACACAAAAACUACAAACUCCAGUAUUAUAUCUUCACAUGUGCCCCUUAGCUCAGAGCAGCUCAAGCAGCUUCAACUCAAAUCUCCUGAGCCACAUCAACAAAACCACCAGAAUCACAGUCAGUCCCAGAGCCAGACCCCAGCAGGCCACACCCAAUUUAUCACCGUCCCCAGCACUCAGGUUCUCCUCGAGCACAACCAGAUGAUUCUGCUCCAGCAGCCCCUUAUCCACCAUGGUCAAAACACUUCAAAGGUGGUAUCAGUGCAAGGUAUCCAACCAACCCAAGAUUUGGGCCCUGUUCACGUCCAGUAUCUUCACAUGGAUCGAGAACUGCUGGGUCACAGUGUCACUGAAACCCAGAGUCAGCAGGGCACAGUAGUGUCUGAACAGAGCUCAGGGUGCCCUGAUUCCGCUAAACACCACUACAGCCAGUCGGCAAAUCAGCAACCAAAUGACGCCAAGAACCACUUUACUCUCAACUCCAUUUGCUUCCCCGACUCCAUGCUACUCGCAGAUGACAGAAAUAUUUUGUCAAAUGUCGACGACAUCCUGGCCGCCACGGUGGCAGCCUGUGGCGUCACACCACAAGACUUUGUCAAAGCUACAUCCUCGGCUGAGGCUGAAAUGGCAGUGAUGGCAAGCCCAGUUGAUUCUAAAGGUCACUUCCAGACUGUGGAUAUAAGGCACAUGUCCCCUAGUUUCUCCUCUGCCCAACAUCCAAUCAUCACCAACACUAACUCCCACACCAUGUCCAUGACACUAAAUGGAGCCCAGAUGAGCACAGACUGUCAGGGUCAGUCCGUUCACCACAACAACAGUUCUGAGCUUGACACAAAUGGAGAUGGUGGUAGCUCUGAGAAUGACUAUCACUUAGCCGGGCAGGUGUAUGACCCCUCAGGUCUGCAGAACAGAGUCAAAGGGCAUGCGAAGUGUAUUAAAACAGAGGAUGGCCUCAUGGAAUCUCCAGGCGGUGAAGACUUUCCCAAAAAGAAGGCUCGCUCCAAGUCCUUGACCAAACCAGGUGGUCCUGAGGAAGAUAGCGGACAGGCCAGAGCGGCCAAGCGCAGCGGGCAGGCAAAGCGGCAAAACUCCAGGGGUAGUGACGUUGGUUCCCCAUCUUCCUCACAGAGUGUAUUUGAUGGUUGUCCACAGCAGGAGAGAAUCAGACAGAAGAUCCGUGAAGUGGAAGAGAAACAGCCAGAGGUCAAAACCGGCUUCAUUGGCUCCUUCCUUGACUUCAUCAAAUCUGGCCCCAAACAGCAAUACUCUCCAAAUCCUACACGAACUAUUAGUCGCCCGAGGAAGCCCUGCACCCCGUCCAAACCACCGCUAUGUACUUUGCCUGCUCUGCCUUCCAAACUGCAGACUCUGCCCGGGCCCCUGAUUCCCCAGGAGAGUCAAGGAGCGAGCUCACAGCAGAAACGUCUGGAUGAAGAUCUGCAAAAGAACUUGGAGACUCUGCCGUCAUUCAGCUCGGACGAAGAGGAGAACACUGGGAAAAACCAGGCCCUGAGGAACAGCAUCAGCUCAGCGCUUUCAGCCCUGGAUGAGUCUUCGGAUCGGAAAACCAGGACAGAUAACCAAAUCCCUGUUUCCAUGAUGAAGCCAAACCAAGUACCCACCAUGCCACACACUGUCACUGAGAGCUGUUUGUCGCAGGUCACCGCUCCCAUACAGACGACAAAUACCAUCUCAGGAGCGACUGCAUUUGUGGCCAAAGAGGAGUCCAAAGAGACCCCACCGGGCCAGCUGGCUGUACAGUUGAUGAGUGUGGCCAUCGAGGGACUGACUGACGAGGAACUGUCGGACAGCGGAGGGGAGGGGAUGUACCGGGAGAGAGACGAGUUUGUUGUCAGAAAUGAGGAUAUCGAAAACUUGAAGGUGACAAUGAGAGCAGGCAGUGAACCUCCAGCCAUCUGGAAAGUCCAGAAGGCUCUGCUGCAGAAAUUUGUGCCUGAGUUGAGAGAUGGAAAGAGAGUGUUCUCAGCCACGAACAGUUAUCUUGGAUACUUUGGUGACGCCAAGACAAUGUACCAGAGGGUAUAUGUGAAAUUCUUGGACACGGUUAACAAAAGGGAGUAUGUACGAGUUUGUAGUCGGAAGCCACGCUGCAAGCCUAUGAACUCGCUGAGGGGCGUUCAGGUGAAAACUUUGCUGGGCUUGACAGCCCCCCCUUCCUUGGUCUCCCAAAGCCAAAAGCCUCGACCCAAACAACCCAAGCCCAGGGCAGAGCCACCACCUAAGAAGAGGAGGAAAUGGAAGGAGGAGUUUUCACCCACUGCCUCAGGAUCAUCUGCAGAAGAAGGUGGUGAAGAUGAUGAGUUAAACCCUCCAGUGCCAUUUACUUCACGGUUUCUCAACACACGAACCAUGAAGGAGACAUUCAAGAGCUUUGUGGAACUGCUCAUCAGCAUUGCCUUAGAUGAAGAUGUGAUGACAGAACUGGAGAGGACAAACGAUGAGUUACUGCUGCCACAUAUGAAAAGAGUAGAUGGGAUGAUCACUGACAACAGGAAACGCCUGCUUCACAAACUGCACAUAGGACAGGUCUUAAAGACGGCUCUAGACAACUUCCCAGAGAUCUCAGUGGUAACUGAACUGAAGAAGGAUGGGGAAACCCCAGCCUUUAAGGUGCGUCUCAGUGGGAAGGCCUACAAUAAGAAAACCAUGAAGCCCUACAAGAUGCCUAACAAAGUGCCACAGGAGUAUACGGUUGACCAGCAGAGGACUCAGUGGUUCUCUCUGUACCACUCUUUGCAGCAUUACAAGUAUCACACAUAUCUCAUGUGUAAGGAUGAGAUUGCGUCUCUGCGGGUGCAGGCUGGGGACCUCGGGCAGGAGGAGACGGUACAGAAGUGUCUGCAGAACGGCGCUUGGGUAGAGGGGCUCUUUGAUCGCUUCGGAGAGCUAAUCAAUCAAGUGCAGCAGGCCUGCCGAUGAUCAAGGCCUUGACUUUGGUUUAAAAGAGAGACUUAAAACAAGAAAGUCCAACACUUAAAAACAAGAGGAUGCCUCCAGCUCAGACUGGCAGCAGAGAAGGAUGGAGUGAAUAUCUCCUUCCAGCCACAGAGAUAUUUGAAUCAGGGAACUGUCAGCCGACUUGCCUAAAAGACAUGCGGAGGCCCGUGGCCUAAAAAGUGGCAGCAGGUGAACAGCGGGACAGCAGUAAAGUUUAUAGGCUGCAUCACUGCAUCCCAGCAGGAAGCAGUAACUUGAUCAACAGAGGACAAGGACUUUGUUUUUGGGAGCAUUUUGGAAGACUUCUAUUUAAUGCUUCUCCUAGUCUUUGUAGGCUUUUGUAGUUACAAGCCCACUUUUUAUGGGCCUUUUCAUAGAUUUAUAUAAUUUUUGUUUUUAUAUAUAUAUUUUUUGUUUUAGUUAAAUGCCAGAUCUUAACCAGUGAGUAGGCUAUGCACUAGAUAGAAAGUAAUCGGCAUAGGAAGUAGAGCACAGCAAAUAAAAAUGCAGAAAUCUAAAUUUCCUACAGUUAUAACAAGCCUUCAUCAAUUAUUUGAUAAGUAGGCUCUCACACAGAGAAGUUGAUUAUGUAAAAAAAAAAAAAAGAAAAAAUUCUAUAUAUUAUAUACAUAUAACCGUAGCUAUAUACUGUUUGUAAAACAUCCAUUUUGUAAUGGAGAGCCAACUUAUAUAUAAUGUACAUUUUGUAUAAAAGAACAGGGAGGUGGGAACUGCAGCAAUUCUCUUAAGGGGAAAUUAGUAACUAUAUACUGAAUCUAUAUUAUGGUUUAACUUUUGUGCUUCAAACACCCCAUUGCUUAUAAGAUGCAAGUCAGUGCCGUUCCAGUACUGCUUUUUAUGAAUUUUGUUAAUCAAAUAUUAUUACCUUGACUUAUCUGAGGUUAAACUGAAAUAAAUCAAAGUUGUCUUUAUACUCCUUUAAACACAUAGCCCACAUUUUUAUGACAAAUAGAUAUAUAUUUUUCACAGAAGUAAAUAUUGUUAUGUUCUCUUGUUCAUUACAAUUUCUGAGACACUUUUUCAUUGUUUUUUUCACAGUUUUCCAAAAUGGACUCUUUAUAAGUCAGUUACCAAUUUUAUGCUAUCAAAAAUAAUCUUGUUCUUUACAGAUGCAGUUUGUAAAUAAAGUGCCGCAUGUGUUAGGUG
This is a messenger RNA of Morone saxatilis (striped sea-bass), 6267 nucleotides long. RefSeq names its product glutamine and serine rich 1 (gene qser1). Bases 286 to 5082 code for a protein of 1598 amino acids. The record is from RefSeq and is a predicted model, not a curated record. The transcript has 13 exons. Lineage: Eukaryota; Metazoa; Chordata; Actinopteri; Moronidae.